AUGGCCGCUGCCCGUCUCUGCCUUGCUUUGCUGCUCCUGUCUACCUGCGUGGUUCUGCUGCUACAGCCACCGCUGGGUGCCCACGGGGCCCCGCUGGAGCCAGUGUACCCAGGGGAUAAUGCCACGCCGGAGCAGAUGGCCCAGUACGCAGCUGAGCUACGCAGAUACAUCAACAUGCUGACCAGGCCCAGGUAUGGGAAGAGAGACCAAGAAGACAAGCUGGACUUCUUGGAGUGGGGCUCCCCCCAUGCAGCUGCCCCCAGAGGAGGGGAACUGGCGCCACUUGAGAUGGUUGGGAGAAGGAGCCCAGGGUGUGCUCUGGAUGGGUGGGAACCGGGGCCGUGCUCCUCCUACCCCUAG
This is a messenger RNA of Talpa occidentalis (Iberian mole), 360 nucleotides long. It is a transcript of the gene PPY, whose product is annotated as pancreatic polypeptide. Gene Ontology annotation, biological process: neuropeptide signaling pathway; feeding behavior. Lineage: Eukaryota; Metazoa; Chordata; Mammalia; Eulipotyphla; Talpidae. Gene Ontology annotation, molecular function: neuropeptide hormone activity; neuropeptide Y receptor binding. The transcript is spliced from 4 exons. Bases 1 to 360 code for a protein of 119 amino acids. The record is from RefSeq and is a predicted model, not a curated record. Gene Ontology annotation, cellular component: extracellular region.